Molecule: messenger RNA, 2623 nt
Organism: Catharus ustulatus (Swainson's thrush)
Lineage: Eukaryota; Metazoa; Chordata; Aves; Passeriformes; Turdidae
Product: zinc finger protein 239-like
Exons: 2
Coding region: 191-934 (247 amino acids)
Biological process (GO): regulation of transcription by RNA polymerase II
Molecular function (GO): RNA polymerase II cis-regulatory region sequence-specific DNA binding; DNA-binding transcription factor activity, RNA polymerase II-specific
Source: RefSeq, a predicted model, not a curated record
CAUUCCCAGUGCUCUCAGUAGCACUCCCAGCGCCACGCGGGCCACAGCCGCUCCGCAACCCCCGGGGCAGAGCGCGGCUACUUUUGGGUGUCGGCACCAGGCCAGGCUGGGAGUGGCAGAGGAGUGGGAGGAAGAGGAGCAGCGGCAGGAUGAAGAGGAAGGACACAGGAGGAGCAGUAACAGGAACAGAAUGAGUGGCAGGAGCAGGAGCAACGUUUCUGGAACCAUGCGCUUCCCCCGCCCGCCCGCUCAACCACAGCUCCCCCGGCUCCAGCGUCAUCGGCACCCCCAAGAAGCCGCAGACAAGGAACUGAGCACGGACAGCAGGGAGGACAAAUCCCCGCUGCAGAAGCUCGUGCAAGAGGCCGUUUGCAGUGGCCCCACGCCGCAGGAACGCAAUGGGGAGGAAAAACCCUGCAGAUCCUGCACCGGGAGGCGCUGCACAUGCACAGCCCAGGGAUCCCAGCAGGAGAGAGCCAGCCUGGGCCAGGGAGGUGGCCACAGCUCGGAGCUGGGGCUCCAUGAGCAGCUUCACGAUGGGGAGAAGCCCCACAAGUGCUCAGAAUGUGGGAAGGGAUUCAGGUGGAGAUCAGAGCUGAUCCUACACCAGAGAAUCCAGACGAGAGAAUGGCCCUACGAGUGUGGGGAGUGUGGGCAGAGAUUCAGCCAGAGCUCAACCUUGACUGUGCACCAGAGGAGCCACAAUGGGGAGAGACCCUACGAGUGUGAUAAAUUCAGGAAGAGGUUUCAGAGGAGCUUCCAUCUCCUCCAGCACUAUCACAUUCACAGGGAUGAGAGGCCGUACUGCUGCCCUGACUGUGGGAAGGGCUUCAAGCAAAACUCCAACCUCAUCACCCACUGGCGCAUCCACAGUGGGGAGAGGCCCUACAAUGUCCCGAGUGUGGGAAGAGCUUCUCACAGAGCUCUACUUUGAUCCAGCACCAACGGAGUCUGCACUAAGGCAAUCCCUGCGAGUGCUCCGAGUGUGGGAAGAGCUUCGUGCGCUGCUCCAGCUCCAUCCCCCAUGGCAGGAUCCACACUGGAUGAUCCCCAGUGACCCCUGGUGGGCAGAGCCUGGUGCUCCCUAGUGUUGCUGAUCCGUGUUGGGAAUAGACCUGGCUGAGGGCUCCACAUCCUCCUGGUUCCCCAUGGGCACCUGGACACAUCCUCAGACCAACAUCAGAAAUCCAUUGUGGGAAGCAGAUUUGUUGGUUUCUGACCCCAGAAAAAUCUCACUUUUUUCAUCUUCUGUGAGCAUCAAGCAACACUGGAUAGCUUUGGAGGUCUUCUCCAACAUAAAUCCUGCAUUUUAAUUCUGUCUUGCCCACCAUCAUCUUCCACAGACAAAUGGGGACAGAUUGGGUCAAACCCCAUGAUUCUGGAGACAGUGGGUUGGAAAUCCCUCCACAAAAGGUUCUUCCCUCCCGCCAAGCACGUGGGUACUCUGCCAGCAGGAACACGUAAAUCUUUUUGGUUUGGCCUUGAAAUGUCAAGGUUUGUGUUCAUCCCUUCGAAAGCCCUGAAAUUGCGGUAAGAAUAAGAACGUUGAACUAAGGCAUGGAUCGGGACAUGUGGACAGCACUGACUUGGGUUGGGGCAUGCGGGGACUUGGACAGGGAUGGGAAUAUGGCAGGACGUGGAUGGGGAUAUGGGAGGACAUGAAUGGGGAUGUGUGGGGUCAUCUAAGCACACAGUCCUGGGUGGGGACAUGGACAUGAGUAAGGGACAUGGGGAACAUGGAUGUGGGCAUGGGAGGACACAGACUUGAGAGUGACAUGAGGGGACUUGGACAUGGAUAGAGAAAUGAACUGAGAUGGCAUCAAUGCCACCGCCUGUGCCACCACAUCUUCAUCUUAGCCAUGGCAAAGCAUUUCCUCGUGGUAGGGGGUUUGGGGUCAUCUUGGGAUUGACCAUGAGUCUUGUCCACUCUGCAGUGAGGAGCAGCCCUGGCCAGGGAGUAUGGGAUGGACAGGGGCAGGAGAGGUUGGACACUGGUCCAGAUGGCCACCAGACCCAUGGAUCCCAUGCUGGAUGGACACUGGUCUGGAUUGACCCCAGCUGGACACUGGUGUGGACAGCCCUUGGUCCUGCAGAUCCCCAGCCUGGCCAGCCCCCAGCCCAGAUGGGGGUGGUGCAGACCACCAACCUGGUCACACCCUGGCCCACCCCACUGGCCCACCAACCCAUCCAGUAGCCCCAACCCCCAAACCCCCCAAAAUAAAUCCAAUACCAGAACACCAGGUCCAGGUGGUCCCUGCAGAGUAAGGGGGAAACUGAGGGACAACCUGGGGGAGUGACUUUGCAGGGAUAGGAGGGGACUUUGGGACCCACCCUGGAGAUUCCAAAACAUGCACCCAGCCCCCAAAUUGUCACCGCAGCAUCUUGGGUCCCCCAGCUGUCACACUGGGGGGACUCCAGGAGCCACCGCGACCCCGCAGUCCCUUCAAGGGGUAACCCACAGUGUCCCCCGGUGUCACCACACCUCCCCUGUGGGAGAAGCGGCAUCUCCCUGGGUCAAUAAAUCAGUUAGGCUUCAGCACUGUACACUCAAUUAGGGAUCUUUACAUAGAAACUUUUAGAAAGUGUCUCUGGACAUAUAAAUCUUCAAAGCAGUGUCACUCUG